CCCGGAUCUACUGCACGCACUAUCUUCAGAACAUGAACAUGACAGUGGUAUCGAUCCCUCUGCUUCUGGCGACUUUGUUUCAUAAUGAGAGUGCAGAUAAGGGGGGUUCUACACAAGUUUAUGCUUAAAAAAGUCAUGUGGCUCCGCUUUUAGGCAGUGCCUAAAUCUAUAUAUUAUAUGUAGGGUAAAGCGGCGGUACUAAGCCGUUUUUUUUACUAGCGCGAAGGGCACAGAAUAGGCUGGCGCGCGAAGAAAAAAGCCGGGGACAUAAGAAUAAUAGUCACGUCCACGAGCCGCGGGUUUUUGAAAACACGUAUCCAGCGUUUUUAGGACGUUUUUUUAAGUAAUGGUUCGUGUAAGAACUACGGUACCCUGCGGCAACGCAUGCGCAGAAGUAGCUAUAAAACUUCAGUAAAAUCCUGCCCUCUGAUUGGCUAAAAUACAUCUUCGGGUGUUUUCCGUAUCUUAUCCAUUGAUUGACAAACAUUUAAAUUAAGAAUAAAACAAAGGUUGCAUUGUUACAACUUAUCCCCGAGUUUUGUCCGAAUCGUAUGUUCGGAAGUUAGAUUUCCGACAUAGCGCUCACGUCGCCAUUUUGAAUUCUACAUGCUUCCUCCUCGAUAUAUUAAGACAAGUCUCUCGCUAUUCAUGAUCUCUUCGAAAAUAGUUUGAAAAUCUGUUGUAUAUACUUUAAAGAAACGCUUCUGAGUUCUGUUUGCUUGCAAACUUUGUCCGAGAAGUUAGAAAAGCUUGUCAUGGUGUUCAAAAGGCAGGCAUGUUGCUGCCUAAACCACGAGGCUUGGUGUGGCAGUAAGCCUUCAGAUGUGGAACAGAGGUCCCUGAGAAAGGCGAACAGAGUAGAGAAAGUUUUCUUGGAUCUAGAUGACAAAGGCAAAAAGGGCUGGUCUAGAAGCAUUUGUAUGUACUGUCGACAGCGAGUCGAUUUGGAGCUUGGAAACCAACGCAUGAAAACUUCACACGAGAGCUGUAGAGAUGAAACUGCCUCAAGUUCCAGCGUGUUUUUCCAACCGGAAACCUCUGAGACCAGCGCCGCCGCUGAAGCCGCGUUAGAACCAUUCCAGGACAUUGAGGAAACCUCUGCACUAGGGCAAAUUUUGCCGUCAUCAGUUGAUGCUGUACGACUCAUGAAAGCAUCAACUAAACUAAGGGACAUAGAACUAAAGGACAUAAAACGAUGCAUUGAAGUAGAAGAUACGGCGUUUGGUGAAGCGAAGAUAUUUUUUUAGAAAAUUGUAAAAUAUAAAUAUCAGCAAUAACCCGCAAUUGUCAGUAAGAGCAGUGGAAUGCUUAUGCGGAUGCAAAAAGCUAAAAGAAAUAGUGAAUAUAAAUGCAGCCCGUCUGGAGCCAGAAGAAUUACAAUUUCUUCGCAGAAAUUUUCCGUGAGUCCUCAUGGCCUACUAUGUAUCGAAGACGGAGACCCCGAUUAUAAGCUGGACACUCUCGAAUUCAUCAAUGAGCUUAUGGAACAAACCUUGCUUGCGGCUUGUUUUAAGAAAAUAUUGUGCGUUCUGUCUGUGUCGAUAAAAUAAUAACUAGAGGACUGCUACUACUGUGAAUUCCAGUAAACUUUAUUGCUGUGGCUUGUAUGCGAUAAUAGUUGUAUUGAGGAUCGAAUAAAGCAAAAUUGGUAACUUUA
This is a messenger RNA of Nematostella vectensis (starlet sea anemone), 1657 nucleotides long. RefSeq lists its product as uncharacterized. Gene Ontology annotation, molecular function: hormone activity. Lineage: Eukaryota; Metazoa; Cnidaria; Anthozoa; Actiniaria; Edwardsiidae. Gene Ontology annotation, cellular component: extracellular region. The record is from RefSeq and is a predicted model, not a curated record. The transcript is spliced from 3 exons. The coding region runs from base 756 to 1247 and encodes 163 amino acids.